Messenger RNA from Rubroshorea leprosula, 768 nucleotides. Lineage: Eukaryota; Viridiplantae; Streptophyta; Magnoliopsida; Malvales; Dipterocarpaceae. The record is from the annotation of a GenBank genome assembly.
CACGGGGACAAAUAAGGGGUAAUUAGUGAACAAAAACCAACAGGCAGAACAACAUCCAAACAAACAGGUUCGUUUUUAUAAAUUUCAAAUAAGACAGCAUGAAACAAAGUAACGGUGAAGGCAAGUCAUGAUAACCACAUAAAAAUGGUUUUAAUCAGCAUCACCUGAAUCAUUCUCCUACUAUUAAAACCCAUGCCCCUUCACCAUACUUCACCGAGGGAAACCUGUUCAGUUUUUGCUUCUGUGAAUGAUUCAGAGGAAUUGCUAUCUACUGGGGUCAGAAUGGAAAUGCUAGCAACCUACCUUCGGAAUAACUUCUUGGGAGGAGAUUCAUCAUCUCGCCCGCUCGACCCCGCCGUUCUUGAUGGAAUUGACUUCGAUAUCGAGGGCGGAACAAGCCAGCAUUCGGAUGAACUCGCCCGGUGCCUUUCAAGGUAUAGCAAGAAAGGGAAGAAGGUUCACCUGACCACAGCACCUCAGUCUCCGUUUCCUAAUGCUUGGCUAGGAAAUGCACCCAAAAACAGUAGACUUCAGGCAUUCCAGCAACUCUUAUUUUUCCAGGGUUGCCUGCUUCUCCUCAGGCAGCCGAGAGUGGGUUCAUUCCAGCAGCUGAUCUCAUUUGGAAGAUUCUUUCCUGCAAUUAAGGGUUCUGCUAAAUACGUAGGCGUUAUGCUGUGGUCCAAGUACUAUGAUGAUCAGGGUGGAUAUAGUUCUUCCAUCAAGAGCCAUAUCUGAUAUCUGCAAUUCGCCCAUGUAUCACUUCAUGUU